This is a messenger RNA of Labeo rohita (rohu), 1628 nucleotides long. RefSeq lists its product as uncharacterized. The transcript has 5 exons. The record is from RefSeq and is a predicted model, not a curated record. Bases 490 to 1131 code for a protein of 213 amino acids. Lineage: Eukaryota; Metazoa; Chordata; Actinopteri; Cypriniformes; Cyprinidae.
CAGAUGAUCUCAUCAAUCCAAAUUGGGGGUUUGACCAAGUGAUGCUUUUGAGAGGAGAGAAAGAAGAGGAUGUUAUAAAUUGUCUUCAAAGAAAAAGCUUCUCAAAAAGUCUUAAAACCUUUAAAAGGUCUGGGAACUGUCUGAAAAUGGGAUGUCAGGAGUGAGAGAUCCUCUGGCUGAGAAAAAACUACACCACAUCGGUGCUGGAUAUCAACCAGAAACUGGAACAACAAUACACCAAACAGUUAUUGUAUAUAUUUAGUGACAAAUAUGCCAAUUUUUGGUGAAAUAAAGGGAAUUACUGGAUGAAUUAUUUUGCAUUACAAGAUGCUACCAUGGGCUUUAUUGCUACAAACACUUAAGGGAUAACUGAGAAUGUACCAGGAAUUAUCAACGUGCAUCUUUACUUAAAAACCAAGAGCAUGCAUAUUACUGAUGCCCGGCCUGUGAGGAGCAAGAUAAGGGGUAAAAGGAGGACUUUGAGGAGUGAUGUUUUUGGAAACAGAAACAGAAAAAGACACUGUAAUGUCUGGACGAGGAAGAGUAAGAGCAAGGGGCCCAGGGAGAAGAGCAGGCCCAGUGAGAGAUGCAGUGAGAGGAGCAGGAGCAGUGAGAGGAGCAGGGCCAGGGAGAAGAGCAGGCCCAAGGAGAGGGCAAGGUAGAGGUGUAAGAAUGCGUGGUGGUGGCAUUCCAAGGGCUGCAAGAAGAGCAGUCAGUGAUGAAAUUCGUGCCACUAUCAUUGACCAUGUAAUCAACCACGGUCUUUCACUAAGAGAGGCUGGUGAAAGAGUGCAGCCCAAUUUGAGGUGGUCAACGGUUGCCUCCAUUAUACACAUCUUUCAACAAACCAACAGAAUGCAACGUCUUCCACCCUCUGGGGGAAGAGGAAAGCUCCUCAGUAAUGAUCAAGAGCUUGCCAUUGUAGAAAUGGUUGUUGCAAAUAAUGCAAUAAAACUGCAUGAAAUUCAAACUAGAAUUGUGGCGGACCAUGAGAUAUUUGACAAUAUCGAUAGCAUCAGCCUCACAACCAUUACGCGGACAUUGUCCAAACACAGAGGAACAGUGAGAGAGUCAAGGAGCUACGACGACAAUAUGUCCAGAGAGUUAUGGAACCAACCAGGCCCCUCAUGAAUUCAUAUACAUAGAUGAGGCAGGAUUCAAUCUGGCCAAAAGGCGUCGACGUGGACGAAAUGUAAUUGGAAAAAGGGCCACAGUUGAUGUGCCAGGACAGAGAGGGGCAAACAUUACCAUGUGUGCAGCAAUUGUAAAUGCAGGAUUACUCCUUCACAGAUGUCAGGUUGGACCCUAUAAUACCGAGCGCCUGCUUGCCUUUCUCAAUGAUCUCCACCAGCGCCUGGUUCCAGAGCAGGAUCAGGAGGGUGAAAACAUGAGGACCUUUGUAAUUACCUGGGACAAUGUGGCUUUCCAUCAUUCGCAAGCAAUAACAACAUGGUUUGAAGUCCACCCAAGACUGGUAAGUCUCUUCCUUCCACCCUAUUCACCUUUCCUCAACCCCGUAGCGGAGUUCUUUUCUGCAUGGAGGUGGAAGGUUUAUGACCAUCAGCCACAUGACCAGAUGUCCCUCCUUGAAGCCAUGGAUGCUGGCUGCAGGGACAUCACAGUUGAUG